This is a messenger RNA of Ramularia collo-cygni, 582 nucleotides long. Its product is annotated as probable Translation machinery-associated protein 22. Lineage: Eukaryota; Fungi; Ascomycota; Dothideomycetes; Mycosphaerellales; Mycosphaerellaceae. The transcript has 2 exons. The record is from RefSeq and is a predicted model, not a curated record. Gene Ontology annotation, molecular function: translation initiation factor activity; mRNA binding. Bases 1 to 582 code for a protein of 193 amino acids. Gene Ontology annotation, biological process: formation of translation preinitiation complex; translation reinitiation.
AUGGCAGAAGUCGCCUCCACCGCGCCCCAUCCGGCCAAGAAUGUAAUCUACUGCGGCGUCUGCUCGCUACCACCAGAGUACUGCGAGUUUGGCGGAACCACCAAGAAAUGCUCCGACUGGCUGUCAGAGAACCACCCACAACUUCACUCCACCCUCUACUCCGACGCCGCCCUCUCCGCAAACCUCAGCACCCUCUCCGUAGACGCCCAGAAGCGCGCCGAAAAAGAUGCAAUCAAAAAAGCAGCCAAAGCCGAAGCAGCCGAAGCUCGCGAGUCCGAGAAGCGCGCCGCCAGUAAAAUCAUCAUCAAGCGCGUGGAGCGUAAUAAACGUAAAUACGUCACGGAGAUUUCGGGUUUGGAGGCCUUUGGACUGGAUUUGAAAGCCACGGCCAAGGCGUUUGGAAAGAAGUUUGCGACGGGUAGUAGUGUGACCAAGACGGCGAGUGGUGGAGAGGAGAUUACGGUGCAGGGAGAUGUCAGUGAUGAUGUGGUGGAUUGGUUGGGUGAGCAUCAUGAAGGAAUUCCGGAGGACAAUAUUGAGUGCGUGGAGGACAAGAAGAAGAAGUCUGCUCCUACUGUUUGA